Penicillium taxi is the source of this 1560-nucleotide messenger RNA. RefSeq lists its product as uncharacterized. Gene Ontology annotation, molecular function: protein binding. Bases 1 to 1560 code for a protein of 519 amino acids. NCBI's taxonomy places the organism in Eukaryota, Fungi, Ascomycota, Eurotiomycetes, Eurotiales, Aspergillaceae. The transcript has a single exon. The record is from RefSeq and is a predicted model, not a curated record.
AUGUCAAUCACAAACCUGCCUUUGGAGUUGUUGACUCAUAUCUGUGAGGAUCUGGGACCUAAAGAUUGGGGCGCGUUCCGGACCACUUGCCGCCAAAUCCACGACAACACACUGGAAGCCUAUACAACGCGAUAUUUUAGAAAAAUCACCCUUCUUCUCACAUGUGAAGGGCUUGACCGGCUGGAGCAGAUUGCAACCAGUAAAACUCUUUGCAGCUCGGUCGAAGAAAUUUGGAUCAUCCCAAACUUGUUGGAACCUUGGGCACAAUUGGACAAGGCUACUUUUACAAAGGUAGAUCCUGGGAGACAUUUAGUGAAAUGUCAGCGCCUUCCAACAACAGAAGAAUCGAAUGAUAUGAAGGUUGAGCUUGAAGCUCUAUUUGCUGUCUUCGACACUAUAAUGAAAGAACACAAUAAGAUUCUCCAAUACUCGGGUCUCUUUAACAGGCUUGAAAAAUGCCUACCGCACCUCAAAAACGCUGUUAACCUUGGCUUACGGUCAUACCCGACACGUUUCCUACUUAAACAUGCAAGUCAUACUGACUUCACCUGCAUGGGAUUGCGUGAAUUUAAGAGCCAGUUCAAAUACCAGGACUUUCCAUCGCUUAACCAGACUAUGCCAUACAUGCCUUAUGGUUUAGCAUUCUCACAAAUUCUCAACGCCAUAAUCAAAUCUAGUCGGAAAGUCCAAGCUCUUCACACAUGUAGCCAUGUCUAUUGCGGUAUGAAAUUGGAACAUAUUCAACUAUCAGAGGCCCAGCAUCAACAGCUUCUUCCACUCUUAAAGGGUCUGACGACUCUCCAUAUGUGUAUCCGCCUUAAAGAUCACAAACAAGAAUUUUUCGAUGAAGGCACCUUCAAUCGUCUCCUUAAAAUUCUGUUCACAGUUUCAUCGACACUAAAGACCCUGACUUUUGCCCAAUGGAGUCCUAUAGAAGAAUUAUCUCCUCUCUACUUCAAGGAUCUCGCUCAGAAAGUUCAAUUUUCCCAGCUAGAGAAACUCAAUCUCCAUUCAAUUGAGGUGACAGUGGAUAGCCUCGAAGAGUUUCUGCGGACAGCAGCCCCAACCUUGAAACGACUAAGUAUCAGGUUGGUUAGUCUGGUUGAUGGGAUAACAUCUGCACCAGCCCUAGGACCCCUAACGGAAAACAGUCAAAGUUGGGUCUCUUCAUUGUCCACUGAGGUCAAGACUGAGAUACAGGGGCUCUGGCGGCGUGUUUCCAAAUUUUUGGCAGAUCAUCUCAAGUUGCAAUACAUCGAAAUGUCCGAGCUUGGGUAUCGAGGAAGAUUGAUUUUAUUGAAAGAUCCCUUGUUUAUGGAACGCGGGCAGCCGGGCGCAAUGCCUUCUCCUGGCCUGAACCCCUCAGAUUUCUAUUUUGACUCUGAGAAGGCGAGUGUACUUUUCAAGGAAUGGGUCACGCAGCUUCAGAUAGAGAUGUGGCAUCGGGUAACCUUUGGAGGCCCUAAGCUCCCAGGUACCAGCAACAUGCGCCAAGUACAAGUACGCCCGGGAAUAAGUAAUAUCGCUGCUUCGGUAUGUGUGUAUCCGAAACUAAACUAA